AUGUUCACGUACGAAGAGGCACCGUUCUUCCCCGGGGUUUUGUUCUAUCUAUCGAAAUGGUACACUAAGAAGGAGAUGAAUCUACGGAUGAGUAUUUUCUACUCAGGUGCUCUCAUCGCUGGCGCCUUUGGCAACUUGAUCGCAGCCGGCAUCUUGGAAGGACUUGCAGGGGUCCGAGGUCUUUCUGCGUGGCGCUGGCUCUACAUCCUUGAGGGCUCAAUAACUGUUGUCGCUGGUAUUGUUGUGUGUAUUUUCCUACCCGACUUCCCCCAGACGUGGCGAGCUCUCACUCCAGAAAUGCAACACGUCGCGAACAGAAGACUUGCUCUGGAGGCAGCGGAAGCUGAUACCGACGAAGAAGGCGUGUCGUCACAACUGAAGGGCCUUAAACUGUGCAUCGCCGACCCCAAAGUCUGGAUUUUCGCCUUCAUCUAUAUGGGUCUUACCGGGGCGCAAGGGUUUGGAUACUAUUUUCCCACCCUAACAAGGACCCUGGGCUACAGCCAUUACAUAUCACUUUUGUUGGUGGCGCCGCCUCAUAUCUUCAUUACCAUCUGGAGCUACGUCCACGGCAUUGUCAGCGACCGUUUCACCACCCGAUACUGGUUUUGCUUGUAUCCAGCAGUGAUCUCAAUUAUUGGCUUUGUGGUCUUCAUGACCACCGACAUUUUUGGGCCGAAAUACAUGACGUUCUUUUUCAUGAUGUUUCUCAUGAAUAUCAACGGUACCUUGUUCAGUUGGAUUGCUGGGGUCGUCUCUCGGCCACCCGCCAAACGUGCCGCGGCUUACGCUCUCAUCAAUUCUCUCGGUAAUUCCGUUUCCAUCUGGACCCCAUACACGUACCUUGAUAAGGAGUCACCGUACUUCUUCACCGGUAUCGGAAUUUGUGUUGGACUCAUCGCAUCGGCUGCGGCGCUGAUGACACUGCUGCGGUUCAUUCUCAUUCGAGAGAACAAUCGGCUAGCUAGGUUGGAGAACGACGACGUCCAAUUGACGCAGAAGGAAUUGGCUAAGCUCGAGAAAAGUGCGCGUGUGGAGGGAGUCAGUUUCAGUGCGGCGCGCGCUUUACAAAAAGGCUUCAGGUACACCAUCUAA
Messenger RNA from Colletotrichum siamense, 1095 nucleotides. RefSeq names its product MFS transporter prlL (gene prlL-25). Lineage: Eukaryota; Fungi; Ascomycota; Sordariomycetes; Glomerellales; Glomerellaceae. The transcript has 4 exons. The record is from RefSeq and is a predicted model, not a curated record. Gene Ontology annotation, molecular function: transmembrane transporter activity. Gene Ontology annotation, biological process: transmembrane transport. Gene Ontology annotation, cellular component: membrane. Bases 1 to 1095 code for a protein of 364 amino acids.